Messenger RNA from Leishmania braziliensis MHOM/BR/75/M2904, 2301 nucleotides. RefSeq lists its product as hypothetical. Lineage: Eukaryota; Euglenozoa; Kinetoplastea; Trypanosomatida; Trypanosomatidae. The coding region runs from base 1 to 2301 and encodes 766 amino acids. The transcript has a single exon. The record is from RefSeq and is a predicted model, not a curated record.
AUGCACGCCACUAGCGCCCCAGUUAAGGGCGGCGGCAGAGAGCGUGAGACGCGCCACAGGCUUGGGCUGGCCAUUUCGGAGGCGUACACAGACGUUGGCAGUAGCGGCAACACUGGCGUCGCAGCGGUUGCUCAGUCAUCUAGAUUUCUUUCCCCCUCUGUCUCUCCGCUCUUUAGUCUAGCGCCGUCCACUGGGUGCGACACCUCUGUGAGUGACGUAGUGGACUCUUGCGUUUCUUCGUCAGGCGUUGCUGUUCAUGAGGUCGAACACGCCACCGUCGCAUCUCGGCGCCACAGUCACGGUGCUCAGGCGAUGUCAUCCAUCCCACCCCCGCUGCCAUCGCGGCCACAGGGUGUCCUGAAUUCGCUUCAGGGCAGUGCCGCGGGCGGUUUCAGCCCAAUCAACACGCGGGGACCACUGCGGUACCACAUAGCCUACAGCGGUUCGCCACCACAGCACCGGACAUCCGUGUUGGCGGCAGCUGCAACCCGGCCGAAGGCGGAUGCUGCGACAGCCGAAAAGGGUGCCGCGGCUUUCGAACGCACUGACGUUGGCCCGUCAGCCUUCUCGACUGGUGGGCGGCGCACCUCUUUGAAGUCCCCUCCUUUCGUCGCAGCCGCAGCGCCAUCGGGAGGCGCCACUGUCACCCGAUCAGUCCUCACCAGCGGGCACGCCAAUUCCCUAUUGCUGCAAGCAAGAGCCGCGUUGGCCAAGGCAUCUGUGGCCCGGGACUCCGUUAAGGUAGAUGCCCGCAGCGACGACUACAACGCAGUUCCCCUAGGUGAGGAUGCUCACGAUUCCCGCAGUGGCUUGCCGUCUUCACUCUCUCAGCGUGUCGAAGGUCACGAGGGCCAGGGCCGUUGCGAAGAGGUUGGUAAGGAGGAGCAUAAAAGCGACAGCGGUGCCGUCCCACGCGGCGAAUCACAGAGGACCAGGCAAGCAACAGACGUAUACGCCGAUCAGCCGAAGUUGUCGCACGUUCCAUCUCAGCUGAGAGUCGAAAAGUUGUUAGGGCUGGCAGCGGAGUCGGCUGCGACUCGGCGUCGCGUGGGCGUCUCUGCCAUUUCCUUUGAUCCCUCUUCCCGGAGAGCGCUUAUUCGAGACCGCGCCGCGGCUUCCAACCCGACUGCAAUAACGCCUGCCAUCGAGGUAUUUCACUCACGUGUGACGUCACCCUCUCGCCCCCACUUCAAUCUCCCGGUGAAUUGCACUGGGCACAUGGAGGCACCUCUGUGUACCGCGUCAGACUCCCUGAAGGGGAUUUCUGUACCCAUGCCAUCGGUGCGCUUCAUCUACACGCGAUCCUCCAGCAGCAGCAGCAAUGCUCGAGGCUCUAAGAAGCCUACGCCUCUUUCGAUACCGGCGGUGAAGGAUGCCCUCGGCGAUGACGUUCGUGCUACCGCCGCUGUGUCGACGGAGCCUGGGAUUACCACACUCAAGGUGGCGGACCUCGCUGAGGAGCGCGUUACGGCCACCACGACAGCUGCCUCAACCCAACUAUCACUUGCAACCCAGUUGCUCCUCAGCCGUAGCACGUUGUCGCGGCAACAUGUCGAAGGAAAGCUUCGGCGGCCCAGUGCGAGCAUCCCCGGUACACUUGAUGCCACCUGUGCCUAUGCGCGCACAAGGACGGCAGGGCCAGCCCCGCAGCUGUUCUCUGAAACACGCGAUAGACCGACGGACGAGAAGCCUGGUGAAGCCUGGAGAAGAGAUGUCGAGCACCCGGUGAAUGACGCGCUGCAGCAUACAGGCGCAAGGGACUUUGACGAAGCCUCGCAGUCGCGCCUGCAGCGGUGGCGCCAAGGUCAAGAGGGGAAUCGCUCAAAGGCGAAGUAUGUGGCCUCAAUCAACACCUCGGCCUCACCGACUGUCGAGGGUGACACAACUUCCAGAGAGAUGGUGAAAAAUAAUGCAGGUGUAUCACCAAAAGGAAAUGAGGUGAAGCCACUGCCAAGCGCACCAACGACGGUCGCGUCGGGGCAGCAGCAAGAGAGAGGGGAGCGAGGAUCAGCACGAGGGGCCAGCGCCGCCAAUGCUGACCUCGUAAUCGCACCAGAGCCACCGACAGAGGAGCCAGAAAGGCAGCGCAGGCGAUCCUUGCCAGUAGAUGCCGGAAAUACUGCUACUGCGCCUACUGCAAGCGAGUCCUUUCUCCUCAGUGAAGCAAUGCACAGCGACGCUGCACCGGACUCACCGGAGACUGAGCUGGCGUCUGUCGACUCCAGGCGAAGCUCAAAAGUGUCGAUGGCGCCGCGGCCGAAACUGCCAUCUACCGCGAAAAGUGGAAGUGUGGUUGAAUGA